Aspergillus puulaauensis is the source of this 672-nucleotide messenger RNA. Its product is annotated as glycoside hydrolase family 11 protein. Gene Ontology annotation, molecular function: hydrolase activity, hydrolyzing O-glycosyl compounds. The record is from RefSeq and is a predicted model, not a curated record. Bases 1 to 672 code for a protein of 223 amino acids. Gene Ontology annotation, biological process: xylan catabolic process. Lineage: Eukaryota; Fungi; Ascomycota; Eurotiomycetes; Eurotiales; Aspergillaceae. The transcript has 2 exons.
AUGAUCUUUGCGCGCAUUCUUGCCAUUGCGACAGCAGCGGUCGUGCCCGUAUUGGCUCUGCCUGGCGUCAGCAGCGAUGCCAUGCUCAACCUUUACAAGCGCCAGAUCUCCGCCUCCGAGACUGGCACCAACAACGGCUAUUACUAUUCCUUCUGGACCGAUGGCGGCGGCUCUGUGAGCUACACCAACGGUGACGCCGGAAGCUACAGUGUCACCUGGCAGGACAGCGGCAACUUUGUUGCUGGCAAGGGCUGGAACCCAGGAGAGGGCCAGAGCGUGACAUACGACGGCACCUGGGAGCCCAACGGUAACAGCUAUGUUUCCGUGUAUGGCUGGACCACCUCGCCUCUGAUUGAGUAUUACAUUGUCGAGGCAUUCAGCACCUACGACCCCUCCAGCGAGGCGGAGCAACUGGGCUCGAUUGAGAGUGAUGGCAGCACUUACUCCAUCUUCAAGACUACUAGGACCAAUGCGCCCAGCAUCGAGGGUACUGCAACCUUCACGCAGUUCUGGUCUGUUCGCGCCGACCACCGCACCAGCGGCACAGUUACCGUGCAGAACCAUUUUGAUGCUUGGUCUCAGAGUGGCUUGGAGCUUGGCUCCCCCAACUACAUGAUUCUUGCUACUGAGGGAUAUCAGUCGAGCGGCUCGGCGUCCUUCACUAUCUCCUAA